This is a messenger RNA of Alternaria ethzedia, 516 nucleotides long. RefSeq lists its product as uncharacterized. The record is from RefSeq and is a predicted model, not a curated record. Gene Ontology annotation, cellular component: intracellular membrane-bounded organelle. The transcript has 2 exons. Gene Ontology annotation, biological process: vacuolar protein processing. The coding region runs from base 1 to 516 and encodes 171 amino acids. Lineage: Eukaryota; Fungi; Ascomycota; Dothideomycetes; Pleosporales; Pleosporaceae.
AUGGCCAAGAAAGCCACCAAGACCCUCGCGGCUUCCAAUGCCCAGCGCCUCAACCAGACCCUCUACAUCACCCUCGCCGUCCACGGCCUCUGGUGGCUCCUGCGUGCCCUCGUCUUCCGCGCCUCACUGUCACGCAAGUCAUUGAUCGUCUAUCUACUCCUCUCGGCUCCGCAACUGCUCAUCCAGCUGUACUUCGAACGCCUCUCUCGCCCUACCCUUGAUACCGAUGGCGCCGUCAAGCGACCUGGCGAAGACCUCGAUGCCAAGGGCCUGACUGAGUACAUGUGGGAUGUCGUCUAUUGGACGUAUGGCUGCAUUGUCAUGGCUGCCAUUGUGGGAGACUACGCCUGGCUCCUGUGGAUUGUGAUCCCCGUCUACAGUGCCUAUUCCGCUUACACCACCUACACUGGCAUGAGGGGUGGAUACCAGGAUGCAGCCGGUGUUCCCCAGCCGCAAGCAAGCAAGAGACAGGCCAAGAUGGAGAAGCGAGGUGGCCAGAAGAUGCAGUACCGGUGA